GGAGUUGGAAACGUCAAAUCCUAUCCUACCUAUUUAAGCAAUUCUGGUUUUUUUGUUUGUUUGUUUUUUGGUAGAACUGUAACAACGCAGGCCUCUGUUCCUUUCAACUUAAUUGGAAAUUUUUUGUUCCUGCUGCCUCCCAAUAAAUUUCUUUUUCCUGUCCUGUUAUAGUGAUGCAUUUUUGAUGUAUUGUUGGGUGACGCUGCCUUCUUGCAGUAUCAUCCCCUUUCACAUCUGGCAAAUGAAAAUGAGAUCUGGAGAGGUCCUUAUAGACUGCUUAGAUUACGUUGAAGAUACCAAAGGAAACAAUGGAGACAGAGGUAGACUCCUUGUGACAAAUCUACGCAUUAUUUGGCACUCCUUAUCAUUGCCUAGAGUCAAUCUCUCUGUUGGUUACAACUGCAUUAUAAAUAUAACUACAAGAACUGCCAACUCAAAAUUACGAGGACAGACCGAAGCUCUGUAUAUCUUGACAAAGUGUAACAAUACACGUUUUGAGUUCAUAUUUACCAAUGUUGUUCCUGGAAGUCCUAGGCUCUUCACUUCCGUUAUUGCUGUGCACAGAGCUUAUGAAACUUCUAAAAUGUAUCGUGACCUGAAGCUUAGAAGUGCGUUGAUUCAGAACAAGCAACUGAGACUACUGCCACAAGAACAAAUAUAUAAUAAAAUCAAUGGAGUAUGGAAUUUAUCAAGUGACCAGGGAAAUUUGGGAACAUUUUUUAUUACUAACGUGAGAAUAGUGUGGCAUGCAAAUAUGAAUGAUAGUUUUAACGUCAGCAUACCAUAUCUGCAAAUUCGUUCAAUAAAAAUACGGGACUCAAAAUUUGGCUUGGCAAUGGUGAUAGAGAGUUCUCAGCAGAGUGGAGGAUAUGUACUUGGUUUUAAAAUAGACCCUGUGGAGAAACUACAGGAAGCAGUGAAAGAAAUUAAUUCACUUCACAGAGUUUAUUCAGCUAACCCUAUUUUUGGAGUGGAUUAUGAAAUGGAAGAAAAGCCUCAACCUCUUGAAGACCUAACAGUAGAGCAGGUUCAAGAUGAUGUGGAAAUAGAAUCUGAUGAACAGACAGAUGCUUUUGUGGCUUAUUUUGCUGAUGGUAACAAGCAACAUGAUGGGGAACCUGUGUUUUCAGAAGAACUGGGACUUGCGAUAGAGAAACUGAAGGAUGGAUUCACGCUCCAGGGACUCUGGGAAGUAAUAAGCUGAUUUAGAUUUUUCUGUUAUAUAUUGCCUAAGCAAUGAAAGAUUCACUGUUCUGACUUAUUUUGUCAGGUCUCUAGAAGAUUAUUAGGAAAAAAAAACAAGGGAAACAUGAGAAAAAAUAUACCAAAUUUAAAAAAUAGGCAAAUAUUGUACAGUGUAUAGUCAGCAUGUGUCAUUAAAAUAUCACUCAAAACCUGUGUAUGUAUAAAAGGUUUGUAUUAUAGUGUUUCUAUUAGAAUGUUAUUUAUUUUCAUUUAUUUAUAUGCAGCACUGUACUCUUUUGUAAUGCUUAUAUCUAAAUAGCAUUUCUGUAACUUGUUUCAUACUAUGCAACAGAGAAAUAUAACACACAGAAUACUUUGUACCUAGGCAUCUGAGUUGUAUCAUUGUAGCAGAGUUCUAGUACUGAAAACUUUUUGAUAAAACACUGUAUCAGUACAAAUACUAGUUUUAAUAUCUAUUAAUUUUGUGAAGUGUUUAUUACAUAACAAUGGAAGUACUUUAUUUUGAUCUAAACAUUCCUAUGCAUUUUUUUGCUGUUCUGUUUUUUUGGCACAUUUUUCUAAUCCUUUAAAAAAAAAAACGCACACGCAUAAAUAGCUUCUGCAUUUGACUCAUUAGACCUUUAUAUUGUUCUGUGUUAGAGAGAAAUGAGUCAUUAUUGUUUAAAGGAAGAUGCAGCUGUUAGGAUUUCUAGUGAGACCUCUGCACUAUUUUCUGUAUGUGGAAAAAGUCAAAUGAGCAAUCCUCUCAGCUGUUGUUUUAGCAGCUGACUGUGCUAGUAAAGUCAUUGUGAUGUGGAUAUCGGUAUUUGUUGGAAAUCUUUCAAAAUGUAUGUUUUAAUUAAAUUCUAUCUGUACUGAAAAGCUAGGAGAAAGGUAGAAUAAAUUCUCAGAAAAUUUUAGUAAUAUUAUACCUUGUUGAAGAUUCUGUUUGCAUUACAUUCAAAGAAAAUUUUAUCAUAUACUGUGUAUGGACAAAAUGCAGUUCAUGAAAGCACACAUUUUAAACAACUUCAAAUUUAUUUUGCUUCUAUAUUACCAUUUUUUU
Molecule: messenger RNA, 2251 nt
Organism: Nothoprocta perdicaria
Lineage: Eukaryota; Metazoa; Chordata; Aves; Tinamiformes; Tinamidae
Gene: BBS5
Product: Bardet-Biedl syndrome 5
Exons: 12
Coding region: 185-1204 (339 amino acids)
Biological process (GO): cilium assembly; intracellular transport
Cellular component (GO): ciliary basal body; BBSome
Molecular function (GO): phosphatidylinositol-3-phosphate binding
Source: RefSeq, a predicted model, not a curated record